Cuscuta campestris is the source of this 2693-nucleotide messenger RNA. NCBI's taxonomy places the organism in Eukaryota, Viridiplantae, Streptophyta, Magnoliopsida, Solanales, Convolvulaceae. The record is from the annotation of a GenBank genome assembly.
ACUCCUACAAGCCUACAUGUGAAUUUUCUAAAUCUAGUUUUUUCCGUAUGCUCAAAUUUGAUUAAAAUAAGACAUACAUGAGGUAAAUCAGGUAAUGAAGAUGUUUCCCUCAGCAGUUUGCCAAGGUUCACAAGGCUCAAGGAAUAUGAUGUUGAAGAUUCUAUAUGCUCCUUCAGCCAUCAUUUAACUACACUGCUCCUAAAUUGGUUCAAAGGCAAAUUUUCCCAGGAACUAUAUUCCCAAAAUGGACUGUGUUUAGUUCAUGCUAUAUGAAUGGUGUUGAUGGUUUCGUACCCUUCAUUAUGGUUAUAAAUACUCAAAGUGAAACUAACCUUGGUGGACGAAAAUCUAAAGUCAGAACAAGCGAUGCCACGUGAAAAAGCUCAAGCACAUAUCUUAAUAUGGAGACAACACAAUUUUUUUUUUUGCAAAUUCUCAACUCCCAUUCAUUUGGUGAUGCCAAUUCUAUUUGUUAAGAUAUGCACCGCGCCGAAGUGGAAUUCCUUCCCAAAUUAUGCACGCGUAAUUCACGGCGAUGCUUCAGCAAUCCAUCGUAAUCCAACGCCGCAUCUGUAAAGAACGCUCGUAUUUCAACGAUUUGCCAGGUUUUCUGACUUUAUCUCCUGGUAAAGCAUCAGUGAUCUUUACAGAUGAUGCGCCGCUUAAUUUUGUCUACAAAAACUGCCAUCGAUAAUUAAGCCACCUGUAACUAUAUCACAUGUGCAAAAGUUUUAGAACGAUUCGAAUUAUUUCUAAGUUUCUCUAUGUUCUGAUUCGAAUUUUCACAGUAGCCAUACAGGGAUUUCCAGGCAAAACAUUAGCAACCCACCAUACUCAAUCUUAAUGACUAGCAAAUUAUAUCAGAUGUGCGGAUUUCCAGGUAUGGUUCAUGAGAAUCUUAUAAUUCUAUGCCUUACCUUCUAUUUCUGGAAUGCUAGCUUAAUUAUCACUGGCGAAUUGAUUCCGUAUGCACCUUAUUCUAUCAAAACUUUUCAAGUCGGGUAUUUAUAUUCAAUGCUUCGACAUGGAAUGGUGGACCAUCUACAACAAGUUAUUUGGAUAGUUUUUAUCUUUUGAUAUCCAGUUACUGCAAGUAAAGAAGGAUAAUUUUUUAAUUACAGGUAUGCCUACAUUUGCGAGAACUUGGAACAUUAUUCUUGAGAUAAUUCUUAAUUCAAUCCAUUAUUUCUUCUAAACCUGCAAGAACUUAGAACAUCAUUCCUGACUUCCUGUGAUAAUUUGAAUUCAAUCCAUUAUUUCUAUGAUAAGUUGUUGUGAUCUGUGUUUUUGUUUAUGAAAUUUUGCCCUUUUAAAUAUAAAUUAUCAUUGGUUUAAACAACCUACUUUUUAGUGCACAUAAUUACACCUUAAAUAUCAUCACUGUCCACAUUCGGCCAGCAACUAAAGAAAGAAUUGAUCUCUUUCAUUAUUUAAUAUUGACAUAGUUCCAGCCAGCAACUACUUUUUGACAUAGUGCAAAUCUAUUUUGCAUCUAAUCUUGUUUUAAUAAAUCAUGGUUAACAGUUAUGAGACCAAAUGAGAUGUGUGUGCUUUUCGUAUCCCUUCCUGCUGGUGAAAAUCCAAAGGCAAUCUGUUCCAAUCAAUGAGUUUCAUUGCCUCUCCAGUCUCCAUAUCCCCUCUGCCAGCAACUUGCUAUAAGUAAUGCAAAAAGUUAAUUCAUCCUCCAAACCCCAAACCUAGAACCAAAACUCAGCCAUGAUCUGCCAAAGCUUAAAACCUCAAUCCAAACCCAAAACCCAUACUAAAAAAGUAGCCCCAAACACCAGACCCAAAUCCCAGACUAAAAAAGUAGCCCCAAACACCAGACCCAAAACCCAGACAGAAAACCCCAAAUCCCCGACCCGAAAACAGACCUAAACUCUAAACACAAAAGUAAUUAAACCCCAACCCAGAGUGUACCCCAAAACCAGCCCCAAAAACCAGUCCCAAAUAAAAUAAUUUCAUUCUAUGGACUGGACUCGGUAAUGGAUUCUGCAUUUAAACCAUAGACUUAGAGAAUGGAUGUUUUUCAUUACCCCAUAUCUUUUUAGUCCUCCCUUCAAUUUAAAUCUCAUCAAAGGUCCAUCAUUUAGUCCUCCCUUCAAUUUAAAUCUCAUCAAUGUUCUAUCAUAUAAAAGCUAUUGGAUAUUGUUAAUGACUCUAUUUUAAUGGUUCUACUAUCCCUAGAGAUUACUAUGCAUUUCAAAAAAUUGGAGAUAAAAUGUACGGAGUAUUUGCUAUUGUGGAAAGUAGAUACAUUUUUAAAAAAUCUUUUAUAUGAAGGUCAUAAACAUGAAAAUCAACUAUGUGAGGAGAAUGGUGACUCAUAAUUGAGAUAACUCAAUUCUUGCCUUAAUUUUCAUUCCGUAAUUUUUAUUGGAUGAAGGACUAAAAAGAUUUUAUGUCACCAAAUACAAAAACUUUGAAAAUGCAACUGAAGGCUUCAUUUAUAAUAGCCUAUCCCCUUAUAUUAGUUGUAUGCAUGUUUUUUUUGUUCAAUUUUGCCGUCAUGCCGCUAUAUUUUGAAGAUCGCAAUAAGCUCUCACUUGGAUUCUAGACGCUCGUUGAUUCCCAUAGCCUUUGCACAUACAAAACAAGGAUAGUCAGCAAACACUGAAAAAUUUAGGAGAACACGUUCAUGAUUAUGGAAUUCACUCAUUUAAUUAACUUUUUAAUAUAUGUUAAUUGUAAUU